Mucor velutinosus is the source of this 1293-nucleotide messenger RNA. Its product is annotated as 40S ribosomal protein S16. Gene Ontology annotation, cellular component: membrane. The record is from RefSeq and is a predicted model, not a curated record. Gene Ontology annotation, biological process: proteolysis. Lineage: Eukaryota; Fungi; Mucoromycota; Mucoromycetes; Mucorales; Mucoraceae. Gene Ontology annotation, molecular function: serine-type endopeptidase activity. The transcript is spliced from 4 exons. The coding region runs from base 1 to 1293 and encodes 430 amino acids.
AUGUCGAAUUCACCUCCUCCAAUUCCAAAUCACAACGCCAACAACAAUACCAGCAGUGCUUGGGAAUCACUCGAACUUCACCAGCGUCGCUCUGUAGGAUUCCAAAAGCUAAAUUCAAAUGAUCCGUCACCCGCAGGAACACCUAUGCCAGAGAACGAAAGAUACUACUCCCCACCGCCAGGACAGCAGCCCUAUUACAAUGGGCCUCCUCCGCUAGGCCAGCCACCCUACGGUCAACCUUAUUACAACGGUCCUCCACCACCACAAGGACAGUAUUACGGCGGUCCAGUACCUCCCAUGAAUCAAGCCUAUCCAUUGAUCCAAGUCCAAGAAUCCCUCCCUUAUGGAUAUGAUAGACAUCCCUUGAUCCGCUUCUUCAUCGGUCCAGUGCAAACACCUUACUUCAGUUACAUUUCAGCGUUAGGUAUGACGGCAAUGCUGAUUUACGAAUUUGUGCGUAUGCAUAAUUUGACAGGCGAUGUAAUUGAAACGAAUCCCUUCAAUCCCAUGAUUGGGCCCAGCUUCCAGGUACUCGUCAAUACAGGUGCUCGUUUUACACCCUGUAUUCGUCCAGUUCCAAGCUUACCUGCAUCAACAAGUAUCAGUGAUUGCUACAGAAAUCCUACAGAUACUUGCUCCAUUGAAGAGCUGUGUGGAUUUGGCGGAUUCAAGAGUGGAGUUGCCGAUCAAGCGUUUAGAUUAGCGUUGCCCGUCGUCAUGCAUGCAGGUGUGGUCCACUUUUUGCUCAACAUGCUUACUCAUUUGAGAUUGGGAGUCGAUUUAGAACGAGCAUUGGGUACCGUUCGUUAUGUAGUGUUGUAUGCCGCCGCUGGAAUUUAUGGUUUUGUGCUAUCUGCCAUGUUAUCACAGAAUUUAACUGCCUCAACAGGUUGCUCGGGUGCACUGUUUGGGCUGAUUGGCUACAUGUUUAUUGAUGUGCUGGUCAAUUGGAAAGUCCUACCCCACCCGGUCAGGGACUUGAUGAGUCUAUUGAUCUCCACCAUCAUUUCACUCGUUUUAGGUUUGCUACCGGGUCUAGAUAACUUUGCUCACAUUGGUGGAUUUGCAGUUGGUAUUUUCAUGGGAAUGAUGAUUUGUCCUAUGCGACCCAUGGCUUCGAAAAAAGUGAUUGUAUUCACAUGGAUUGUAAGAUGUGUGGCUUUGGCUAUCUUGGUGGUGCUAUUUGCAGUUUCUAUUCGAGAGUUUUACUCAGCCGAGGAUCCAAGCAAAAUUUGUCCCAAUUGUAAAUAUCUUUCUUGUCUACCAGUGAACAACUGGUGUGAUCCUGUUUAA